Messenger RNA from Gastrolobium bilobum, 2212 nucleotides. RefSeq lists its product as uncharacterized. Gene Ontology annotation, cellular component: signal recognition particle receptor complex; endoplasmic reticulum membrane. The transcript is spliced from 10 exons. The coding region runs from base 108 to 1970 and encodes 620 amino acids. Gene Ontology annotation, molecular function: GTP binding; ATP hydrolysis activity; GTPase activity. Lineage: Eukaryota; Viridiplantae; Streptophyta; Magnoliopsida; Fabales; Fabaceae. Gene Ontology annotation, biological process: SRP-dependent cotranslational protein targeting to membrane. The record is from RefSeq and is a predicted model, not a curated record.
UUUUCUUGUUCCUUUUUAAUUUUUUAUUUUUUUUUUUUUUCAUUUUUCUGGUUGUUCGGGUUUCUCACAGCUCCAAGAAACAACAGGAUAAUUGCAAGUUAUCAAGGAUGCUAGAAGAGUUACUGAUAUUUACAAGAGGAGGGUUAAUCCUCUGGACUUGUAAAGAACUUGGGAACGCUCUAAAAGGUUCACCUAUUGAUACCUUGAUUCGCUCCUGUCUUUUGGAGGAGCGAUCUGGUGCGGCAUCAUACAAUUAUGAUGCCCCGGGUGCUUCCUACACCCUCAAAUGGACCUUUCACAAUGAACUUGGCCUUGUGUUUGUGGCUGUGUACCAACGGAUCCUUCAUCUGUUGUAUGUGGAGGAUCUUCUUGCUAUGGUGAAGCACGAGUUUUCACAGGUUUAUGAUCCGAAAAGGACUGCGUAUCACGAUUUUGAUGAGACUUUUAGGCAGCUGAGGCUGGAAGCCCUGGCUCGUGCUGAGGAUUUGAAGAGGUCGAAUCCCCCCAUGGCCGGGAAUGCCAAGAAGCAAGGGCAGGGAAAUAAGUCUGGAUUCGAGGGAGGGAGUAAGAAGAAGGGUGAUGGUGCUCCGAAGAAUGAUGGCGGGGAUGGUGACAAUAGCAAGGGCCUUAAGUUGGAGAAUGGGCACUCUAAUGGCAAUUUUGUUGUUACUAAAGAUUCUAACCUGAGUAGUAAUGUGAAUGGUAGGGAGAAUGCAAGUUCCGAAGUUGGGGCUUUCAAUGUACAUAAGCUUCAGAAGCUUAGGACCAAAGGUGGAAAGAAGACAGAUACAGUUGCCAAGGCCUCCAAGGCAGAGCCAAACAAAAAAGUGACAAAGAAAAAUAGAGUUUGGGAUGAUAAACCUCCUGAAACAAAACUGGACUUUACUGAUCAUUCAGGUGAGGAUGGGGACAAGAACAUAGAUUUUGUGGCUGCAGAUAUAGGUGAAAGUAUGAUGGAUAAAGAGGAUAUUGUUAGCAGUGAAAGUGAGGAGGAGGAGGAGGAGAAUGAUGUGGGGAAGAAAAGCAAGACGAAUGCUAAAAACAAGGGUUGGUUUUCAUCCAUGUUCCAGAGUAUUGCGGGGAAGGCAAAUUUGGAGAAGUCAGACUUAGAACCAGCUUUGAAAGCUUUAAAGGAUAGGCUCAUGACCAAGAAUGUGGCUGAGGAGAUAGCUGAGAAACUCUGUGAAUCAGUGGCAGCAAGUCUUGAAGGCAAAAAGCUGGCUUCAUUUACAAGGAUAUCUUCAACAGUGCAUGCGGCAAUGGAAGAAGCACUUGUUCGAAUUUUAACUCCUAGGCGUUCCAUUGAUAUACUGAGGGAUGUGCAUGUUGCCAAGGAGCAAAGGAAACCAUAUGUUGUUGUAUUUGUUGGUGUUAAUGGUGUUGGAAAAUCUACUAAUCUAGCUAAGGUUGCUUACUGGCUUCAGCAGCACAACGUUAGUGUUAUGAUGGCUGCUUGUGACACAUUUCGAUCAGGGGCUGUUGAGCAGCUGCGGACUCAUGCUCGGAGACUUCAGAUCCCUAUAUUUGAGAAGGGCUAUGAGAAAGAUCCUGCCGUUGUGGCAAAAGAAGCAAUUCAGGAAGCUUCACGCAAUGGUUCAGAUGUGGUUCUAGUUGAUACAGCUGGUCGCAUGCAGGAUAAUGAACCAUUGAUGAGAGCACUGUCAAAACUCAUCUAUCUUAACAAUCCAGACCUAGUCUUAUUUGUUGGAGAAGCACUAGUUGGUAAUGAUGCAGUUGAUCAGCUUUCGAAGUUCAAUCAGAAAUUAGCUGACCUCUCAACAUCUCCUAAUCCAAGGCUAAUAGAUGGAAUCUUGCUCACAAAGUUUGACACCAUCGAUGAUAAGGUGGGAGCUGCACUUUCAAUGGUUUACAUAUCUGGAGCUCCUGUCAUGUUUGUGGGCUGUGGACAGUCUUAUACUGACCUCAAGAAACUCAACGUCAAAUCCAUUGUGAAGACUCUCCUUAAAUGAGGGCACAAACUUGGUUUAUUUUCCCUUCCAAUGGUGUUCACUUGUCAUGAAUGUUUCUGUUUGAUGAUUAACUUGUUUAUCCCCGUUGAUCCCCAUUACUUUGUUGGAAAAACUGUGUGGCUAUGACUCUUGAGGCAAUUUGGUUUGUUUAUAUUAAGAAAGCUUGUAUUCAGUCCCUCCCUUCUUUCACCCUUAGGCUUGGGUGCUCUCUCUCGAGUGUUGUUUUUUAACCCAAGAUUUCU